Blastomyces dermatitidis ER-3 is the source of this 3750-nucleotide messenger RNA. Its product is annotated as proline-rich. Lineage: Eukaryota; Fungi; Ascomycota; Eurotiomycetes; Onygenales; Ajellomycetaceae. Gene Ontology annotation, molecular function: actin binding. The transcript is spliced from 2 exons. The coding region runs from base 353 to 1846 and encodes 497 amino acids. The record is from RefSeq and is a predicted model, not a curated record.
AGUUAACUAGUUAACUUACCUAAGCCGCUGUCUGCGCCACAAAUCAAGCCAUGACCGAGCGGUGAUGUACUCUAGGUGUGGGACAACAACCAUACCAUACUGCGUUCGCCCACAACUCUUUAUCUGCUGCAACAGCACCCUACUCCAUCUCCACCACUGUAUACCCACCGGGUAUAUUUAUCUACGAUCCUAUGUUGGAACUGUGUUGCGGGCGUUAAUUCCCUUCUUACCUCCUACGAAUAGGCUUUGUCUCUUGAGCCUUGGCGACCUACCUCCUCUCAACCUUCCGCCUCUCAUCUUGCUCCGUCCAUAACGACUGCCUGCGCAACUGAUCUCGCGGCUUCACGGCAACAUGCCUCCCCCUCCUCCCCCGCCCCCGCCGCCUCCUAUGGCUGGUGGUCCUCCUCCUCCACCCCCUCCUGGUGGUAACCUACCAGCCAGGCCUAUAGGAAUAACACAAGAUCGGGGUGCCCUUCUUUCAGACAUCUCGAAAGGUGCUCCUCGUCUUAGGAAAGCUGUAACAAAUGACAGAUCAGCACCUAUGGUUGGAAAGUCGUCCGGUGCAUCAAGCGGUCCUCCAAUCGGCGGAGCCCCGCCCGUGCCUGGCAUUCCCAAACCUCCCGGUGGAUUAGCCCCUCCUGUCCCUGGCGGAAAUAGACUGCGGAGUAAUAGUGAUCAAGGUCGUACAGGUGCAGGGGCUGGAGCUGGGGCCGGUACCAAUGCUGAUGAAAGCGGCACACUCCCUUCAGCGCCGCAAUUAGGUGGGUUAUUUGCUGGGGGUAUGCCUAAGCUAAAGAAGCGUGGCGGCAUAGAUACAGGUGCGAGUGCAGAUGCGUCAUAUCUCUCCGACUCUGAAAGCUCUCGGAAGCCAGGCCCUUGGGCUCCCACUGGCACUGCUCCACCACCGCCACCAAACGUUCGUCCGCCACCUCCAACACCGGGCGGUGGCCCUCCACAACCAUCUGAAAACCCUCUAGUUGCAAAUUUACGAAAGGUACCUCCGCAUCCAGCUGGAAGACCAUCAUCCACAAUAUCAUAUCUCUCUACCAAAUCGGCUCCGGAGACGCCUGCACGACCACCUCCAUUUCUAGGAUCGAAACCUCCUCCUCCCCCCCCGGUCUCUUCUCGAAAGGUCUCGGCUCCACCUCCACCCGCGGCUCCUCCUCCACCACCUUCAUCCGUAUUGCCUGCACCUCCCCCACCGUCUGCUCCUCCACCUCCUCCAGCAGCGGCUGCACCCCGGCCACCCCCAUCACGAUCUACCCCUCCACCCCCGUCUCCCGCCGCUCCGCCUGUUGCCAACGGGGCGCACGCAGCAGCUUCUACAGCCUCAAUAGCAAUGCAGGCCGCUAGAAAUGCUUUCUCGCAAUCAUCUCAUCCACCACCCCCACCGCCGACGUCCGCUCCAUCCGCUCCCCCAGCACCUCCGCCCCCGCCACCGCAAGCAUCCCCUCCCUCUUCUGCGCGAACAUCAUCCUUAUUAUCAACCCCACUCACCUCUCGCCCCUCAUCCUUCGCAGACAAACAAAAUCAAUAUCAAGCACCCCAGCAACAGCAACAGCAACAGCAACAACAGCAACAACAGCAACAACAGCAACAACAACCUAACCGCUCCCUGCUCGACCCAAGCAACUAUACCCUUACAAACGGUGGUUCUUCACCGCAUCCCAGCUCCCGAGGCAGUAGUACGCGAAGCAGUUCACAGAGAAUACGGAUCGAGGAUCCAAGAUUUAGAUUCCAGAAUGAGUCGCUAUUUCCGAAACCAAGGGAGUUCCGUGGCGGGCAGAAGUUGUAUAGGGCUGGCAGGGGAAGUAGUGUUCCCUUGGAUCUUUCAGCGUUGGUUUGAAGUGACAGGUUUUCGUUUUUGUACGUUUUACGUAAACAACAUGAAUUGAUAAAUAGCCACUUGCCUUUAGUCCAUCUAGCUAGCUCGAACCGUGCGAGUUGAUGGGGUGAGGACGUUGUUUUUUUCUCCAUUCCUCUUCCCCAAUUUUUGUCCUUUUGUCCUUACUUUGCGUGCAUGAUGGGGAUUUGGUACUGGUUACCGAACCGUUGAAAAAAAUUGUCUUGAUUUGCCUUGUCUAACCUUUCUCUGAGUUUUGUUUGGAUAGGGGGAUAUAAAUAUCUACAAGUGGGAAUCUAGGAUGUAUGGUAGCUUAGCAAUGUUAAUUGCCAAUUUCAUUAGACUUGGGUGAGGUUUGGGUUAGCUCUCUUGAAUCUUCUUUACUAGCCAAAAGAACAAGGCUUUGAUCUUCGAUUCUAUCCCGUUUCUUGAGAUUUUUUAUUUUUUUUUUCUUUGUACCGCAAUCCUCCGCGUGAGAGAGGGUGAAUGGAUUUGUGGCUAAUGCUAUGUUCUGCUGAUAUAGAAAAAAUUUGAUACUUCAUUCAAUCAUUCAGAUCAGAAUAUUCAACCAAACAAUGUUUGCUUUUAGCGCGCACUCUGUCUUGCUUCUAUAUCUUUCUGCCAUCCCCUUUCCGAUCCUCCGCCCCCAUCCACCUCCAUCUCAUACUCCAUCUCGCCAUCCCAAUUCAACUCAUCCCACCGACCAUCCUCCAAUAACGCAUGCCUCUCCGCAUACCAUUCCCGCGACUGCUCCAUAGAUGGCCGCGCCACCAGCGGCAAAUGACACCAGAGACAGAUCCUUCUCCGACCAUUAUCCUUCCCUGGCGGCCUACCGCACCCUUCACCACUACACUUCGCAAUCGGCUCUUGGCCCGUCCGGACCUGGAUCUCGCGACACUUCGAACACAUCCAGCCGUCCUUGGCGGUACAGAUGCAGUAUGCGCUGGCUACGGGGUUGGAAGCAUCAUUGUGGUACGGUGGUGCAGAUGGUCGCCGCCCAUUGUGGGGUUGGCCAGAGAGCCAGCAGUCGAUGCAUAAGGGGCGGGUGCGACUUUUGUAUGCUGAGGUGGAUUGGCGGAAGGAUUCCUGUUUUGUUGCAUGUUGCAUUAAUGUUACAAAGUGGUCACUCUAUACGAUACUUUCUAUAAGAGGGGGAAUGAAGACCUACUUUGACGAUGCACGCUUCACAGACGGGCAAAGAGCAGUACUUGCAUAAAUGUGGCGUCAAACCUCUUGUGUGUGUUGGUUCUGAGCAGAUAAGCUGUCCGCUUUUCUUUAUAUUUUUCCAGUAUAAGGUUUGGUGGUCUCCAAUAUGAAUAUCCGGUCUGAUGCGCCGGCUACUGUUGGCCGGGUUGAUCAAGUCCGCAGGAUCCGAGAUGGGGAGCGCAAACCCGUGAAGAACAGCUCUGUAAUGGGAGUUGACGCGGGAUAGGUUCAAGACAUCACCAAGACCCAUAUGAGGGACAAGGACGGACACUAUUGGGAAUUGGCGUAUGAUGUCUAGGAGCUCCAACUUUCGGCCGUUCUGAUUAUCAGAGUGAGGUAAUAAAAUAGGAUUUGUCAUCGUCGUCGUCGUCGUGGUCGUCGCUGCGUACUAAUAAUAAUAAUACAACUAUGAGAGUUGGGUAUCAUUGAGAAGGAACUAACUUAGCUGAACUGAACAGUUAGUUACAAUGGAGUUACUGAUUUGGAGGGUGAAAGAAGAUGAAACUCGAGAGAACUCUUCAGCAGCCCUUGUGAGGGAUAUCGGACAUUUCCUGAGAAGACUGCGAGCAGAAGCGUUUUCAAGUAAUAGAAUCAGUUCCCGUCCAGUUUCCCCAAGAGUACGGAGUAAAGAUUAACGACAUAGUAAACGAUAGUUAGAAUCAGAGUUAGUGGCCGGCAAAGUGUAAAAAGUUAGAGUUCAG